AUGGCAAGCUUCAAACCCAACAGAAGACAGUUCAUAACGAUCCUCAGCAUCAUCUACCUCCUCACCCUAACAAUCCUCGCCGCCUACGCCCUCCACCUCAGCAACUUCUACUCCCUUCCCAUCCCCAACGUCCACACCGCCCUAACCGUCGCCCUCCCUCCUCUGGCGGGCAUAGCCAUCGAGCUCCUAACCUCUUUCCAAAAUCGCCUCACCUCCAAGUGGCAGCUUCAGACCUCCAAAAUCUUCCAAACCGUCAACGUCUUCUUCCUCAUCUAUGAGACUGUCCUCGCUACUUUGGCUGGCACGCACAUUUCUCCUUUGGGAGGGCUGUGGUGUCCACUGCAUGAUAAGUGGAUGGAGAUGUUUAAGACCAAGGAUGGUGUGAAUGUUGCCCGGAUUCAGGACGCGUUGCAGUGUUGUGGGUUUAAAGGGGUUCAGGAUAUGGCGUUUCCAUUUCCGGACCACAGUCAUGGGAGUGAUGCGUGUGUGGUGCGGUAUGAAAGGGAUGAGGCGUGUAUUGAGCCUUGGAGGACAAUGGAGAGGAAAGUCGCGAUUAUUUUGUUAGUUGUGCCGGUUGCGGUGUUCUUGUGGAAAGUUGCGUUGUUUGUGGCGUUGGAGGGAGGGGACGCCGGGUGGUUACCGAGUGCGAUUAGGUUGCCGAGAGAUGGGGAAGGGAGUGGAGAGGCGAGAAUUCGGCCGGCAAUCACGUUCAGGGAUGUGGAGGAAGAGGGUGAGGCGGAUAGUUUGAGGGAGGAGGUGACGAGAUUGAAUCAGGACAGUAAUCUUGCGACGCAUGUGGUAGGGAAUAGCAGUAGGGUGAGACCCAGUCCGUUGAUACAGCAGGAGAGUGGGGAGAAUAUGUGGGCGAGGGAUUGA
Fulvia fulva is the source of this 876-nucleotide messenger RNA. RefSeq lists its product as uncharacterized. Lineage: Eukaryota; Fungi; Ascomycota; Dothideomycetes; Mycosphaerellales; Mycosphaerellaceae. Bases 1 to 876 code for a protein of 291 amino acids. The record is from RefSeq and is a predicted model, not a curated record. The transcript is spliced from 2 exons.